ACGAAGAGAUAAUCAUUAGAAUUUGGAAUUCAAACGUAAUCCCAAAUAUAAGGGUUUUUCAUUGGUGAGGGGUUACAUAAAUUGUGUGUUCUUUGUGUAGUUGUAUUCCAUUUUGUUUGUGAAGAAUGUCGGGGGGGACACCCGUUGCAGGUGGGUUAAUGAGACAGAGACAUAGUCAGGGAUAUGGCUCCAGUGGAGAUGACCUUGAGGACGAUGCUUGCUCAAGAUUUCAGCAAGCGACGCCUCAAAUCCCAAAGGCAAGGACAUGGACUGAGGUUGUGGAGAAUGUUCUUUGGAUUGCCUCUGCUGCAUUCAUUAUUUACUUUGGUGAUCGACAUUCUAAUCUCAUAUAUCUUUUAUGGUGGGAUGAUAGGAUUAGGAGGUGGCCGUUAUAUCUAGGACUGGCGGGUAUUGUUUUGAACAUUGGGAUCAUAUUUUACACGAGUCUUCUGGGAUGGGGUUUCAGGAAAUCUGAAGACAAAUUGGAAAUGUUGGCUCCAUCUGCUGCACCAGUUGUGGCUUUACUUGGGCUUCUUUCCUUUUGCUUGUGGUGCUUUGCUUUGUGGCCAAUUUGGAGUUUUUUUACCCUCCCUCUUCUGUUCUCAUUGUUAAUGGCUUGCAUAGUUGUAUCUCCGUACUUGAUGAUUGGAAGAUUGAGGCCUCAAACGGAUACACUUCGUACAGAUUAAGCUUUGCUCAAUGUCGAAAUUGUAGUGAUGCGAAGACAUGGGGUUCAGUUCAGAAUUCUGUUAAAAAGCAGAUGGGUCGCAGGACUAAUGAAUUUUUAAUGGUUUUGGUGGUUGGCUUUCUCUGAUGAUGAUGAUGUUGAUGUUGCCAAUGAAGUCGUUUACAUUACACAUAACAGAUUUGUAUCAUGACAUACGAAACAAACAUAUGCCAACAAGGUUUGCUGCUGAAGAGUCUUUGAAGGGUAGAUCGUCAGUUUUUGAUUACUUCUACGGGCAGAAGUAAACAUUACUAAAGAAAUGAAACCUGUAUUUUGGCAGUGGGGUUGGUAGUGGGGAUGGAUGCUGAGGUUUUUGAGUGUAUUGUUUUAUACACAAUCUAUCCUAAUCAGAUGUGGUAUCCUCUCCUUUGGUCUUUGAACGAUUUUGAAGAUUUUUAUAUCUUAGACUUGUGAGUUGUAUUCUUUCUCUACUUGGUUGAAAUUGUUGCUGUUAUGAACU
Molecule: messenger RNA, 1187 nt
Organism: Telopea speciosissima
Lineage: Eukaryota; Viridiplantae; Streptophyta; Magnoliopsida; Proteales; Proteaceae
Exons: 4
Coding region: 126-689 (187 amino acids)
Source: RefSeq, a predicted model, not a curated record